AGUUUCAAUCGAAAGCACUUGAACGCAAGAUGAAGGUUUUGAUUUGCUUGUCUGUUUUUGUGGCCGCCACGGUGGCACUGCACUUGCCAGCUGGAUUCCAGCGACCACCAAGACCACUGCCAGAGGAUGGUGAGGUCAAUGCUGUUCCACCACACAUUCCAGAGCAUGUAUCUCCCGAAAUUGAGGAGCUCAUGAAUGACAUCCGUGAUUUCAUGGAAGCACUGCCACACAAGAAACUCCGAAAGCUCGUAAAGGAUGCCUUCAAGAAUGACGAACAGUUCCGCCAAACCGUCACAUUCCUGCAGUCCCCGAAAUUCCACAAAAUCAUGAAGGAGAUCGAAAGCAUCCCAGAGGUGCAGGAACUCUUCCGUCCCUUCAAGGAGCAUCACGAAAUUCAGGGUGAAGAUCUCGCUAUUCGUGCCCUUGUUGCACUCAAUGAUGAGAUCGAAAUUGAGACUCUGCCCGGAACUGUUGAGCAACAUCCCGGUGGUGGAAUUUGUGGACUCAUUGAUCGUAUAAUUGCCAUCCUUCCCCAUGAGAAACUUCGUGCUCUUCACCGUGAGAAGGUUGCUAAAGGUGGAGUUUUUGCCGAGAUCGUCAGCUUUUUGACCAGCGAUAGAUUCCAACAGGGCUUCCAUGCUGUUAUCCAGUCUGAGCGCUUCCUCGAACUCGAUGGCGUCCUCCGUGAGCAUGGUGUGUGCCUCGACAAAUUCGUUGAACUCCCAAUGAAUGUUUUUGGAUUCCACUAAAUGCAACUUAAAGGAACCACCAACACGCCUCACAGUCAUUACAUAUUCACCAAAAUGUUGUGCCAAGAUGUGAAAUUAAUAAAUCUUAAGUGGCUUGAUUGGAA
This is a messenger RNA of Lutzomyia longipalpis, 853 nucleotides long. RefSeq lists its product as uncharacterized. The transcript has a single exon. NCBI's taxonomy places the organism in Eukaryota, Metazoa, Arthropoda, Insecta, Diptera, Psychodidae. The coding region runs from base 30 to 749 and encodes 239 amino acids. The record is from RefSeq and is a predicted model, not a curated record.